UUCAACCUCAUUAAUCAGACCCUUAAAAUCACAUCCCAUUUUUGUUCCUUGAGAGAGGCUGGGAUUGAGAGCGAUAGGUUUCGAGCUUUUGCAUGCCUCUUUCUUGUUUCAAGAACUAAAAAUGGAUUCGAUGCUUAUUGGGUCCUUCCCAAGACCUUCUUCACUCGGUAUCGGUGGGAGAGAACGGACUGAUAGAUUUCAGAAGGUUUUCACCCCAAGAUGUGUCAGCAUUCCAAUUUCUGCUAGUGUAGGAUCUCAUUUAGCAAUCAAGUUUUCAAGAUGCGGCGGAGCAUGUAACAUUCUGGAGAGACAGUCAGACAUCAGGUCUCAGCAGCAUCUUUUAGAGCAUAGUACCAGAAGCUUUGAGGAAAGAACUAAAUUUUACAAGAGGCGUGAUAAAACAUGCUUGGUGAAUGCAGCCUCUGGAUACCCUCUGGAGUCCGAGCCUGAAGCUUGUAAACCGAAAAGCAUUUGGGACUCAUUAAAAAACUCCUUGGAUGCUUUUUACCGGUUUUCUCGUCCACACACGGUCAUAGGCACAGCAUUAAGCAUAAUCUCAGUCUCUCUCCUUGCAGUCGAGAGGCUCUCAGAUAUAUCUCCAUUGUUUUUCAAUGGGGUAGUGGAGGCCUUGGUUGCUGCCCUAUUAAUGAACAUUUACAUUGUUGGUCUGAAUCAGUUAUCUGACAUUGAUAUAGACAAGGUUAACAAGCCAUAUCUUCCAUUAGCAUCAGGGGAAUAUUCAGUUGUAACCGGUGUCAUGAUUGUGACGUCUUUCUCCAUUCUGAGUUUUUGGCUUGGAUGGAUUGUGGGUUCAUGGCCAUUGUUUUGGGCUCUCUUCAUCAGUUUUUUACUUGGAACUGCUUAUUCAAUAGAUUUGCCCCUAAUGAGAUGGAAGAGAUUUGCAGUAGUUGCUGCAAUGUGCAUCCUGGUUGUGCGGGCGGUGAUUGUUCAGCUUGCAUUUUUUCUACAUAUUCAGACCCAUGUAUACAAAAGACCUGCUGUCUUGUCAAGGCCACUGAUUUUCGCUACUGCAUUCAUGAGCUUUUUUUCGGUUGUUAUAGCAUUAUUCAAGGACAUACCCGAUAUUGAUGGAGAUAAGAUGUAUGGCAUCCGCUCUUUUUCAGUGCAUUUGGGUCAAAAGCGGGUAUUUUGGAUUUGCAUUUCACUUCUUGAAAUGGCUUAUGGUGUUGCCCUUUUAGUCGGUCUAGCAUCUUGCUGCCUCUGGAGUAGAGUCAUCACGGUUUUGGGACAUGCAAUUUUGGCUACAACCCUUUGGAGACGUGCCAAAUCUAUUGAUCUGAGCAGCAAAGCUGCAAUCACAUCUUUCUACAUGUUUAUUUGGAAGCUCUUCUAUGCUGAGUAUUUACUCAUUCCACUUGUGAGGUGAGGAUGUGGAAAACUUUUGAGAAAGAGAGGGGUUCAUUGCUGAAGUGUUUUAUGGCUUCGAAGUUGUAUGGGAUGUAUGCAAGAUGCCAUCUUUAGGGCAUUCCGAUAUCGCAUUAUCUAUUUGUUCUCUUGAGCUAGUUUUGCCCUCAAUAUCACAUUAUCUAUUUCUGAAAUGAUAAUUACAGGGGCAAGGCUCCUCAGCA
Juglans regia (Persian walnut) is the source of this 1589-nucleotide messenger RNA. Its product is annotated as homogentisate phytyltransferase 1, chloroplastic-like. The transcript is spliced from 13 exons. Gene Ontology annotation, molecular function: prenyltransferase activity. The coding region runs from base 122 to 1387 and encodes 421 amino acids. The record is from RefSeq and is a predicted model, not a curated record. Gene Ontology annotation, cellular component: membrane. Lineage: Eukaryota; Viridiplantae; Streptophyta; Magnoliopsida; Fagales; Juglandaceae.